CGAAGAAGAACCAGAAGGCGCCUUCAAAGUACGCACGCGCUUCUUAUUUUUUCGUUGGUGGAGUUGUCCCCCCCAAAAAUUUCUUGCUGAGUGAGUUUAGGUUUAUGGCCAGAUACAUGAGGCCUCCAAACACGUCUUUGUUUGUUAGGAACAUCGCCGAUGAAUCCAGGUGAGUCCACAUUCAGGCCUGAGGAUUUGCGGCGUGAGUUUGGCCGCUAUGGGCCGAUAGUAGAUGUCUACAUCCCACUUGACUUCUAUACACGACAGCCAAGAGGAUUUGCAUACAUUCAGUUUGAGGAUGUGCGUGAUGCAGAAGAUGCUCUUCACAGCCUGGACAGGAAGUGGGUUUGUGGCCGGCAGAUUGAAAUCCAGUUUGCCCAGGGAGACAGAAAGACACCAAAUCAGAUGAAAGCCAAGGAAAGGCGUUCUCCAGGCAGAUCCUCUCGCUACGAUGACUACGAUCGAGACAGUCGGCGCAGACGUUCACGCAGCCGCAGCUAUGAGAGAUACAGAUCGCGCAGUCCUUCGUAUGAUCACCGGCGCAGACGAUCUGAGAGUCCUCGAGACUCUCGUGGACGAAUGUCUGCAAGAAGAAGGAGCAGGAGCCGUGAGGAUGAACGACACAGGCAGAGGACUCGGAGAGAGUCCAGAGGGAGAUCUCGAUCACACUCCAGAUCUGCAACCCCACGAGAGGACGUCAACCAGGCUGCAUCUUCCCAUUACCCUGAGGAAGAGGUGCGACGGACACGCACCCCGUCCCGCUCCAGAUCCCGGUCGGUAUCGAGAUCACACUCUCGUUCACGUUCUCGCUCCCGAUCCUGGGCCGGACGCAAGUCAGGAGGACGCUAGAAAUAAUCCUUUGUCUAACCUUCAUUCAGUCAUAUGGACUCAAGUCGGUCAUUUGUCGAGGGAAGAUUUGUUUGUUUUGACAUGAAUGUAACGUAGAGACCUUGUUUUUGUGGCUCUGUUUCAAGAACAGCACUGGGCCUUGGUUUUUUAAAAUUUUGUUUUGGUAAUAUUUCUUCCUGACAGUAAUAUAACACAGUCAGCAGUUUCUAUGUCCAAUGGUAAUUGGCCAGGAAUAAUGUUUUUUUAUAUAUAUAUAUACAGUUAUUGAUCAUUUUGUUUUCUAAAGCUUAUGCACCAUUUUUCGCAAGAAAGUACAUUCAGUAUUUUAAAAAGAAAUCCAGUCCAUUAAUGAAGCAAACCAGCAUUUGUUUUAUCGCUUUAUAACAUAUAUCAUACUUGCAUUACUGCUGACUAUUAUCUACAGCUGAAGUGUAGAUUCUCCUUGUUUUUCACUCUCCUGGCAGCAUCAGUAUAUGUUUAUUGCUCAGUGAGUCUGAACUUUUAAACCUGCUUGAGAUUGAAAAUUCAUCACUUUGAACAUUAUUGAAAUCAAUUUUUGUCAGUUACAGACUGAAUUGAGACUCGUGGAAUUAUCCUGCAGUAAUAACAUGGUUGAGGAAGACAAAAGCAGAUGUGAUGUUCACUGUGAGUUGAGCUUCAAGGUCUUGAUUUUUAUAUUUUAAAGCCACUGGCUGCCUGGAAGAAACAAACAAAUGUAAAGACUGGUCUGUGUCAGUUAUGCCAAGUAUAGAUGUGCAGGUUAAAAUACAUGGAACUGCUGCUGUGGUCCUUAAAGUGUUAAACAUUUAUCAGCCAGUGACUUUAACCAAAUAUAGUUUAAUUAGUUUUAAUUUUGUGGUGUUUUUCUGUAGGAGUAGACAUUGCAAAAGGUAUUUCACAUGUCUCCAAAUAUUGGUUAUGAAUAGAGGAGCAAAAGUUUCUCAUUGGUGUUUACACGACCGCGUGUCAACGGUUUUUUCUAAAUGAAUCUAGCCACUGCAUGUUUUAUCCUCCUAAUCUUCUAUCUUUAGUAGGGAGAAACUGUUAUUUUGAGUAAUAAAUUGAUAACAUUCAGCAUAAGGAAACGAAGUAUGGCCUCAGUUUGUCAACUCUGAUUGUAGGUAUUGAACAAUGCAAUCAGUUCAGGUUUGUCUGUGGAGCCUAAUGUCAAACAGUGUCUCAUGCCCCUUUUCCAUCGCCAGGUACCGGUUCAACUCAACUACACUCGGCUGACUUUUGGUACCAGGGGCUUCGUUUUCUGCUGCAGAUAGCCGCCCCCUGCAGUGUAGCUGGUUGUCACAGCGGUGCCACAUGAAACUUCCUUGAAGCCACUGGCCUGCAGUGGUGGCAGGGCAGGCAGGCUCAGAGCUGUUAUCAUUUUCAUCCUAGGACUGUUAUUAUGCCAUUUUAUUAAGUUUUGAUAGUUUUUCGGGCAAGAAAAUAACCAUGUAGUCCUCGAAUAUGUGGUCAAUCUAUCCAAGUAAUGCCAAUUACAGAUUUGCUCCUAUGUUUUCAGAUGACCUGUGAUGACCUGCUACCAUGCCAGGUCCACUUAGCAGUCAUAGCUGUAGCCAUUGUGCUCAUGUUAUCACAUUCAGUAAUCUAUGGGCUAUGUGAUAAGAUGCACGAUGUGGUGAUUAAUAGUUAUGUUAUAUACUAACCCAGGCUCAAGCGUGUCA
Monopterus albus (swamp eel) is the source of this 2528-nucleotide messenger RNA. It is a transcript of the gene srsf10b, whose product is annotated as serine and arginine rich splicing factor 10b. The record is from RefSeq and is a predicted model, not a curated record. The transcript is spliced from 6 exons. Gene Ontology annotation, molecular function: RNA binding. The coding region runs from base 160 to 849 and encodes 229 amino acids. NCBI's taxonomy places the organism in Eukaryota, Metazoa, Chordata, Actinopteri, Synbranchiformes, Synbranchidae.